AUGAUUCCCCAGUUCAAAGACUUGCCUUUAGAAAUCCGUGACCUCGUCUGGGAAGCGACCCUGCCGCCGGGUCGCCUAUUCCACGUCAGAGAUUCCAUCACCAUAUACCCGGGACAAGGCCCGCCAUCCGUCAAGCGCUUCACAUUUCACAUAGCACAUCGACAUCCCGUGGCUACACGAGUGUGCAGAGAGUCGCGAGCUGCCGCCCUCCGCCGAGGCUUCUUUCUCCCAAAAUGCCCAGAUGUCUGGUUCAAUGCCGACCGGGACAUGCUCUACAUCGACCGCAACCAGCGACGAUUUAUACAAAGACAAAGCGGGGAUCCCGUGUACCGCGUCGAGGGCCUGGAGCAGGUCAAGCAUGUAGGGGUUGAAUGGCGGGCGUGGUUCCGCGAUGUACCAGUCUUCCAGUCAGAAGCGAGCAUGCAGGAGACGUGGAAGUCUGCUCUGCGCUCGCUGAGACUCUGCUUGCCCAAUCUGCAGACAAUCAACUUUGUGUUGCCGCAAACCCGACAUUGUGGAGGCAUGAGCUUUGGACGAGAGCCAUACGGAGCGUCGGAGAACCCUUGCCAACUAAUCACCCUCCCCGGGCAUGCAAAGGUGCCAUGGGGCCGAACCUCGCCAUUUGGAGCGACGUUGGAUCCGGCUGUCGGGGCUGUGGCCUUUGGGCGUGAACUGACGAUGCGCUUGACGACUUGGGACGCUAUCCGAGACCAAAUGGUGAGGGCGCUAAAAGAUGACCAUGGCGAUGCAGCAAAGGAAGAGAAACUUGAUGACCUUGGCCAUGUCCUACCCGCUCCAGCACGGAACAUUCCGCAGGUCGUAGGGCGGUGGCUUAUUAGAGGUGGCGAUGUCGGCGACGAGGAGUUGCUCAAACGUUUUGAAGUAAGGACAUUCAGAUCCUAA
Molecule: messenger RNA, 903 nt
Organism: Metarhizium acridum CQMa 102
Lineage: Eukaryota; Fungi; Ascomycota; Sordariomycetes; Hypocreales; Clavicipitaceae
Source: RefSeq, a predicted model, not a curated record